AUGUGGGGUGCCCAGGCCGACCCUCCUACUCUGGGCCCAGCACAAGAUCUGGAUGGCAUGGCUUCACUGCCCAAGUUGAGCAGGCGACAAAGGCCUGCCCAUGUGCACUGGGACCUCAGGCCUCUGAUAGGGCACUUCAUGACCCAGUACCCCAGCCUCACUGCCCUCCAGGACGGCUGGCCUCUGUGCGACCAAGGGAAGGUGGUGGUGCAGCUGGCCACCCUCCUCAGAGUCCGGCUUAGGCCCGGCAACUUCUACCUGCAUGUGGUGGCCAGGGGUCAGCACACCGCCAGGCUGGUCCUGACAUGCCUCUCCCGGUGAGGGCGGGAAACGGGGCACAUCGCUGUCCCCGAGGCCAUGUAUGGCCAGGUCUUCACGGGAGAGUUCCUGGAGCAGGUGAGUGCUGAUCGGGGCAGCUUUCCGCUGCACAGCUGCCUGCUGACCACCGGCACUGCCAUCCACCACGCCCCAUGGGGCAGCAUCACAGACCCUACCUCUGUCCUGCAGGGCCGCCCCCAGCCUGAGCAUCCACUGCUCGACAGCAUCUGGGAGGCCCCAGCCCCGGCCAUGGCAGGCCCACUCUCCCAGCAGGGAGCCCCAACUCUGUACCCUGGGUGUCCGGACGGAGGCCCCACAAUGCCCCCUGAGAGCUCGGAUGGAGACUUGGAAGGGCCAAGAGUGGGGCCAGGGCCCAUGGACAGGAGGGGCAGCACCGAGGCCUCCUACACAGGUGGGCCCAGCCCGGAACCCAGGGGGCGCUGGUUCCGGAAGUCGUAUGUGGAGGCCCUUCGAAACCCUGUGCCCCUGGGCUCCAGCUCCGAAGAGUCCCUCCUGGAAGAGGCCGCGGAUGCAGCUCCCAGAUGCUUGACCCAGGGCAGCAGGCCCAGGGCAGCUGCCAGCCCAGUGCAGAGGGGCCCUGCACCCCCCCAGAGGCCCCUGGAGAGCCAACCGCCAACAGAUAGGGCAAGGAUGGCACCCAGGAGGUCACGGUCAUGGGACAAGCCACUCAGGAGCCCCCUUGGCAACGGACCCGAGGCCCAGCAAGAGUCUUGUGACUCGGCAGGCAUCCAGGCUGCAGGAACAGGAGCCACGGGUCUCAGUGCUGCAGUGGGGAGCCCCGAGAGACCCCGGGAAGAUGAAGGUGUUCCUCUAGCCUCAGCUGACAUAGGCGCGGACAGCAGCAGCUCCCAGGGACCAAAGCCUGGCACCUUCUCUAACCAGCCACCCAAGCGGCUGUGCCCCAAGGACCCCAGAGACUCUGAGCUCAGGGCGCCCAGCCAGGUGCUAGGUGUUAGCCCGGCACUGCUGCAGUUGGGGACAGUGACCCUCCCAGGGACCCGGGACCGCAGCGGCCGGGCGGUGGUGCAGGUGUGCACAGGAGGCCCACUCUGGGCCAGGGAGCACGCCUCAAGCACUGAACUGACCUGCCUCCUGAUGUACCUGCACAGCAUCCCCAGGAAGGAGGUGCAGGACCUGGGGCUGGUCAUCCUGGUAGAUGCGCGGAAGGGUCCAAUCGCCCCUGCUCUCUCCCAGGCUCUCGAAGCCCUGCAGAACACAGUUCCUCCCAUAAUUCAUAGCAUUUUGCUGUUGGUGGAUAAAGAAUCAGCAUUUAGGCCUGACAAGGAUACAGCAAUUCAGUGUGAAGUGGUGAGCUCCCUGAAGGCCCUGCACAAGCUCAUUGACAGCUCCCAACUGACUGCAGAGCUCGAUGGCUCCUUUCCCUACAGCCACAGCGACUGGGUCUGCUUCCAAAGGAAACUGGAAUCCUUCACAGCAAACUGCAAACAAGCCAUUUCUUUCUUACAAAAUUCAGUCUGCUCCCUGAACACCCACAGAGCCCUAGGUACAGCACAGGAAGUCGCGGAGCUCAUCAGCAUGCACAGGGCCAUGAUGAAGUGUGUCCUGGAAGACACGCUGCUGGUCACCCUCAGGCUGGAAGGUGGUGCUGUCCUGGCGAGGCUGAGGAGAGACGAGUUUGUCGCUGGUGAGGACAGCCGGGACGCCAUCGAGGCCGCCACCAGGCUGUACGACUGGGUGGACGAAGAGGUGCACAGGCUGGUCCUUUCCUCCAAUCGGUGUCUGCAGCAGCUGGAGAGCCUGCAGGAGCUGAGGCAGCACCAGGAGGGGCAGGCCCAGGUCAAACAGUGGUUUGAAAGGGAACAAGAGCCAUCCCCCGGCCCUGUGGAGCCGGCCUCCCCAGAGAACGAGAAGGAAAAGCAGGAGGCGUAUCAAGGCUUCCAUGAGGCAGCAGCAAUGCACCCCUGCCCCUCUGGUGCUCACAGGAUCUUCCCUGUGAGUCCCAGAGAAGCGGCUCCAGGCAGAGUGUCGGUGUGGGGAGGACUGGAGGAGCAGGCAACCAGAUGGAGGCCACCCUUCAGGAAGCACCCCAAGACUCCCUCGUCCUCGCCAGAUGCUGAGCACCUGGGGAGCUGCUGCCGAGUGGCCGCCACAGCGGAGCCAGGGCCUGACGGCAGGCGGGAGCUGUGGCGGUGCCAGGCCCUGUGGUCACAGGGCCCGAAGACCGGCCACUGCCUAGAGGAUGCCCUUCCUGAAGCUGCCCCUGGCUGCAGCUCCCCGCCCUUCCCCCAGGAGGCCAGCCUCUCUGGGCAGGACACUCUGAGUGCACAGGAGGCUAUGCACCUGGGCCCAGGUGUGCCUGUUCCAUGGGACACACCGCCCUCCAGGGAGGGUUCCCCGGACAGCGGCUCCCCCUGCUACCUUGAGCCUGCCUGGGCCCCGGGUCCCCACCUCAGGAAGCACCCCCUGAAGAAGAUAAUGAAGAAAACACAGAGCUUCGAGUCCCCCAUCACUGACGGUGGUCCCAGGGAGCCCCGCCAGCUGGGACACAUCGGGGUACACAUCAAGGGCCUGGAAGUGACAAGUAAUGUGGCCUCCAAGACCCCUCCGCUUCCCCGGAACCGCAGCCUGUCCUCUCCAUCCAGGGUCCACCACCCUGAGGGGGACGGGAGGCCGCGUUCGGGAAGCCGCCUGCACCACAUAAUGGCCGAGAUGGUUUCCACGGAGAGGGAGUAUGUCAGGUCCUUAGGAUAUGUCAUCGACAACUAUUUUCCAGAAAUGGAAAGGAUGGACCUGCCCCAGGACCUGCGAGGGAAGCGCGGCACCAUCUUUGGGAACCUGGAGAAGCUCCAUGACUUUCACUGCCGGCACUUCCUCAGGGAGCUGGAGCGUUGCCGGCACUGCCCGCUGGCCGUGGGCUGCAGCUUCCUGAAACACGAGGAGCAGUUCAGCAUGUACGCACUCUACAGCAAGAACAAGCCGCGCUCGGAUGCUCUGCUCAGCAGCCAUGGCAAUGCCUUCUUUAAGGCCAAGCAGCAAGCACUGGGGGACAAGAUGGACCUGGCCUCCUACCUGCUGAAGCCAGUGCAGCGCAUGAGCAAGUACGCGCUGCUGCUCAAGGACCUGGUCAAGGAGGCCGGCCACAGCCCCACCCAGGAGCAGGAGCUCGGCCAGCUGCGGGCCGCCGAGGACAUGGUCCGCUUCCAGCUGCGCCACGGCAAUGACCUGCUGGCCAUGGACGCUGUGCGCGGCUGUGAUGUGAACUUGAAGGAACAGGGGCCCCUCAGGUGCCAGGAUGAGUUUGUCGUCUGCUGUGGGAGGAGAAAGUACCUGCGGCAGGUGUUCCUCUUUGAGGACCUCAUCUUGUUCAGCAAGACCAAGAAGAUGGACGGCGGCUAUGACAUCUAUGUAUACAAGCAGUCCUUCAAGACGGCUGAGAUCGGGAUGACAGAGAACGUGGGCGACAGCGGCUUGAGGUUUGAGAUCUGGUUCCGACGGCGGCGGAGGUCUCAGGACACCUACAUCCUGCAGGCGAGCUCAGUGGAGGUGAAGAGCGCAUGGACCAGCAUCAUAGGGAGGAUCCUGUGGCGGCAGGCCCUGCGAAACCGAGAACUCAGAAUGCAAGAAAUGGUGUCUAUGGGGAUAGGCAAUAAGCCAUUUAUGGACAUCAAGCCCAGUGAUGCUGCCAUAAGUGAUCGGGCCAUCGAUUACAUCAUGAAGGGUACAGAGUCGCGGUCGCGCGCGUCCGUCGCGGUGUCCUCGUUUGACCACGCCACCCCCUUCAAGAGGCCCCACUCCACCAUCUCGGACAGCAGCACCUCCUCCUCCAGCAGCCAGUCCUCCUCCGUCCUGGGCUCACUGAACCUGCAUGUGUACCCCAGCCCCCCGGGCCUGCUGAGCACCAGCCUCUGCCCGUGGCCCUACGACGUGAGAGCCUGCAUCGAGGAAGACGAGCUGGAGCAGGAGACGGGCAGCCAGCCCUCAAUGACCACCGAGAGCUCCGGCUCCUCGCAGGGCACCUCGGGGGACAGUGCAAGCAGCCUGCGUAGUCCCCCUCACCCAGGGCUGUCGCGGCUUGAGGACAACAGUGCCUCCACCCCGGGUUCCAGGUCCUCCUUGCAGGGCACCUCUCCAGCUCAUCCUGGCAGGACUUCUCAGUGGCGUCUCGGCAGCGGGCAGUUCAUAACCUCAGGAGUGGGCACAGGGGCGCGGGGCCUCAUGUGUGCGGGCCGAAACAGGGAGCGGGCACAGGGGCCCAUUGGCCGUGGCGGUUUGUGCUGUUCCUGCCACCACCUGCUCACCGACGGCCACUGGCCCCCGCCACAGUUGGAAGACCCCCAGGAAGGCGUCCUGCUCUCCGCAGGUUCAUGUGUUCAUAGCUGUGAGACCACUGCCUUCGUUGAAGAGCUCGCAGUCUGA
Molecule: messenger RNA, 4716 nt
Organism: Trichechus manatus latirostris (Florida manatee)
Lineage: Eukaryota; Metazoa; Chordata; Mammalia; Sirenia; Trichechidae
Gene: PLEKHG4B
Product: pleckstrin homology and RhoGEF domain containing G4B
Exons: 23
Molecular function (GO): guanyl-nucleotide exchange factor activity
Source: RefSeq, a predicted model, not a curated record